CGGAACCCAACCUCCGCGGCUCAGGUUUCCUCCACUUCCGUCGGCGCCCUCUGCGGAUGAGCGGGCGUGGAUACAACUUCCGGCCGGACUGAGAGGUGCUGGGAGGUGAUAACGGUGAAAGUCUAGUGUGUGGUUCCCUUGGUCGGCGUGGCGGUAUCUCCAUUGUCACCGUGGGAAGUCUGACGCCCCCGGACGCGCGUGAGCAUGUGGAGGCAGCUGGCUCGCGCCAGUGCGCCACUCCUGCGGGUGCCCUUGUCGGGUUCUUGGGCGGCCUCGCCCGCCAGUGCCGGCCUAAAGACGCUGCUCCCAGUGCCAACUUAUGAAGAUGUUUCCAUCCCUGAGAAACCUAAGCUUAGAUUUGUUGAAAGGGCACCACUUGUGCCGAAAGUAAAAAGAGAACGUAAAAACCUGAGUGACAUACGGGGACCCUCCACGGAAGCCACUGAGUUCACAGAAGGCAAUUUUGCAAUCUUGGCACUGGGUGGUGGCUACCUCCAUUGGGGUCAUUUUGAAAUGAUGCGCCUGACAAUCAACCGCUCUAUGGACCCCAAGAACAUGUUUGCUAUAUGGCGAGUACCAGCUCCCUUUAAGCCCAUCACCCGCAAGGGUGUGGGGCAGCGCAUGGGGGGAGGCAAAGGUGCCAUUGAUCACUACGUCACACCCGUAAAGGCUGGCCGUCUCAUAGUAGAGAUGGGUGGGCGCUGUGAAUUCAAAGAGGUACAAGGUUUCCUCAACCAGGUUGCCCGCAGAUUGCCCUUUGCGGCAAAGGCUGUGAGCCGCGAGACUCUGGAGAAGAUGCAGAAAGAUCAAGAGGAGCGAGAACGUAACAACCAAAACCCCUGGACCUUUGAACGCAUAGCCACUGCCAACAUGCUGGGGAUACGGAAAGUACUGAGUCCAUAUGACCUGGCCCAGAAGGGGCGAUACUGGGGCAAGUUCUACAUGCCUGAGCGAGUGUAGUGAGUGUGGAAAAUAAAUGUAUGUAGGCUAUCAAGAGAGAAGGAAUCAUCUGCAUUUUUAUUCCCAUCAGCUCACCCUUCAAGGUUUGUGUGGCCCUUAAACAUCAUAAUUAAGGAGCAGUAUAUGAGUAGAUGACUUUUGAAAAUGUGUAUUAUCUACUGAAUUUUUUUUUUUAAGUAUACAUAUUUAUAAUAAAGUCUGAGCUUCAUGUCAGGAAA
This is a messenger RNA of Trichechus manatus latirostris (Florida manatee), 1178 nucleotides long. It is a transcript of the gene MRPL16, whose product is annotated as mitochondrial ribosomal protein L16. The transcript has 4 exons. The record is from RefSeq and is a predicted model, not a curated record. Gene Ontology annotation, molecular function: rRNA binding; structural constituent of ribosome. Gene Ontology annotation, cellular component: mitochondrial large ribosomal subunit; ribosome. Bases 205 to 960 code for a protein of 251 amino acids. Gene Ontology annotation, biological process: mitochondrial translation. Lineage: Eukaryota; Metazoa; Chordata; Mammalia; Sirenia; Trichechidae.